AUGACGACGCCGAACUACAGCAGCAGCAGCAGCAACAACAAUGCCGCCCAGGAGUACUACGGCGGCCUCGAGAUCGACGGCAGAUCCGGCCAAGGCGGAGGAGGAUGGGGCGCCGACGACGUGACCAAGUUUCGAGUCGCCGACCAGAACAACCUCCCCGAAGUCCACAACCGCGACGGCGACCUCCCGCAAGUCGCGCACCAGUACAACCAUGACUACUCGAUGAUGCAGGCCGUCCACCCGGCGGAUGUCGGCGGCAGUCCCGCAGCGGCGACGGGGACGGCGGCGACGACGCCAUACGAAAACACCUUAUACCAAAACGAGACCUCGUACGGUUACUACGCGCCGAAAGACCAGAACUCGCUCGAGGUCGUCACGGAGGGACUGGAUGAGAAAAAGGAGGCUCCCGCCAGCGGCACAAUAUGCGGCAUGCGGAAGAAGGUGUUCUGGAUCGUCCUGGCCGUGGCGCUCCUCAUCGUCAUCGGUGCCGCAGUCGGAGGAGGCGUCGGCGCAGCAAUGUCCGCGCAGAAGAGCUCGCAGCAGUCGAGCAGCUCAUCAGGCGGAUCGAGCGGCAGCGGCAGCGGCAGCAGUAGCAGUAGCGGUGGAAGCGGGAGCGGCAGCGGGAGUGGUGAUAGCAGCGGCGAUAGCAGCGGCGACAGCAGCGGUGAUGCCAACAACUCGACGACGACGAGCGACAUGGACAUCCUCCCCAGCACGAACCUCGGCGCCGUCAACUUCACCGAUGCCUAUGGCCACGCCAACCAUCUGGUGUUCUACCAGCUUCGCUCCAAGAACCUGAUGAUGAGCUCGUGGAACGAGAGCACAAAGGUCUGGUCCACGGCCGUCGCAAACAGGGAGAGCAACGUCAAGGAGGGCACGCCCAUCAGCAACAGUUUGUUCUGGCAAAGCAACAAGACUCGCGACGUCCGAAUCUACUACCUGAACGACGACAACCAAGUCGCCGGCCAGAUCAACGCCAACCCCGUCUACAGCAUGACCUGGGACAAGUCCGGCGUGUCGGACACCUUCACCGCGAACCCCAGGUCCCAGCUGCUCUCCAACGGCAUCUACACCCCCGACUCAUACCUCUCGAACCUGGUCAUCUACCAGGACUCGGGCAGCACCCUCCGCGUGCUCCGCCGCACCGGCGGCAAGACGGACUGGGUGGCCGUGGGCAUCUCGACCGACUUCGGCAAGCCCGCCGAGGGCACCGGCCUGUCCCUGAUCCCCGUCUACACCAAGGAGUCGGCCAAGAGCAUGUGCCUCUUCUACGCCACCGAGUCCGGCUCGCUCACCCAGCUGACGCUGACCAACGACAACGACUGGAACAACGCGACGCUGCCCACGACGGUGGAGACCAACGCCACCAUCGCGGCCUUCUCGAGCGGGUACAACGGCACCAACCUCGUCAUGCACGUGCUGGCGGCGCAGACGACCAAGGCGCCGGUGCUGACGACGUACGCCGAGGGGGAGUGGUCGAACAAGGGUGAGGUUUCCACCAUGGCGGGCGACGACAGGCCCGUCAAGAUUGCCGCCAACCUGGCCGGCCGGGUGUACGGCCUCGUGCAGAGGAGCAGUGGAAAGGUCGAGAUUGUGGAAUGGGAGUGGAUCGGCGGCACGACAUAUAACAAAAUCGGCGUCGUAGACACAGUGUCGUGA
Molecule: messenger RNA, 1659 nt
Organism: Colletotrichum higginsianum IMI 349063
Lineage: Eukaryota; Fungi; Ascomycota; Sordariomycetes; Glomerellales; Glomerellaceae
Exons: 2
Coding region: 1-1659 (552 amino acids)
Source: RefSeq, a predicted model, not a curated record